Jaculus jaculus (lesser Egyptian jerboa) is the source of this 1289-nucleotide messenger RNA. RefSeq names its product abhydrolase domain containing 10, depalmitoylase (gene Abhd10). The transcript has 5 exons. NCBI's taxonomy places the organism in Eukaryota, Metazoa, Chordata, Mammalia, Rodentia, Dipodidae. Gene Ontology annotation, biological process: protein depalmitoylation. The coding region runs from base 7 to 927 and encodes 306 amino acids. Gene Ontology annotation, molecular function: palmitoyl-(protein) hydrolase activity; hydrolase activity, hydrolyzing O-glycosyl compounds. Gene Ontology annotation, cellular component: mitochondrion. The record is from RefSeq and is a predicted model, not a curated record.
GGGAAGAUGGUGCCCGUGGGCUUGUCUGGUGCGGCCGCUUGGGUCCCUUGGCGGAGCUGGGGUUGGACGGCCGCGUACUUCCGUUCCCAGCGUGGCCUCUGCGCGGCGCUUGCACGGAAGCCCCAGCGGGCGCCCUGGUGGCCCCCAGCUUGCAGACAAAAGACAUCACUCUCUUUCCUUAAUCGACCAGAACUUCCAAGCCUGGCUUACAAGAAGCUAAAAGGCAAAAGCCCAGGAAUUAUCUUCAUCCCUGGCUAUCUUUCUGAUAUGAAUGGUACAAAAGCAUUGGCGAUUGAGGAGUUUUGCAAAUCUCUAGGUCACGCCUAUAUAAGGUUUGAUUACUCAGGGGUUGGAAAUUCUGAUGGCAACGUAAAAGAAUGCACAGUGGGAAAAUGGAGAAAAGAUGUACUUUCUAUUAUUGACAACAUAGCUGAAGGACCACAGAUACUAGUUGGAUCUAGCCUUGGUGGGUGGCUCAUGCUUCAUGCUGCAGUUGCGCGGCCAGAAAAGGUCAUGGCUCUUGUGGGCGUGUCUACUGCUGCAGAUGGCAUAGUGACAAAGUUUCAUCAGCUGCCUCUUGAGGUACAAAAGGAAAUAGAGAUAAAAGGAGUGUGGUCCGUACCAUCAAAAUACAGUGAAGAAGGAUAUUACAACAUUGAGUACAGUUUCAUUAAGGAAGCAGAGCAUCACUGCUUAUUACACAGCCCCAUUCCUGUGACCUGCCCUGUAAGGCUGCUGCACGGCUUGAAGGAUGACGUCGUCUCUUGGCACACCUCCCUCCAGGUUGCUGAUCGAGUAAUCAGCAAAGACGUCGAUGUCAUCCUCCGGAAAGAUAGUGAGCACCGAAUGAAGGAAAAAGCAGACAUACAACUUAUUGUUUAUACUAUCGAUGACUUAAUUGAUAAACUUUCAACUGCAGCUGACUAGAAUCACAUUUUUGAUUGAUAUAUACAUUAAUGUAUCCAGAAGAUUGACAGAGGGAUAGCAGAUCAAAGACCCUGGUAUUUUAGGUUUUUUUUCCCUCCCACUUGUGUUUUGUAAAUAUCAGAUAAGUAUUUAUUUAAUGAUGUGUUUGCACAAAUAAUAGAAAUUAUGACAAAAGUAAUGCUACUAUUUGUAAAAUUUUCUUUAGUCUUUGAUAUUUUUCCUCAUUAAAAUAGUACCUAUUUUUUUAUUCAAGAAAUGUUUGCCUUAUGUAUAUGUUAGCUGUGCUAGAUCUUAAUUGUAUUACCUCGUACUUAGGAAUUAUAAUAAAGCUUGGCUAUUCUGGGCUUUGUUUGGUACCAUUA